This is a messenger RNA of Laetiporus sulphureus 93-53, 849 nucleotides long. RefSeq lists its product as uncharacterized. The record is from RefSeq and is a predicted model, not a curated record. The coding region runs from base 159 to 710 and encodes 183 amino acids. Lineage: Eukaryota; Fungi; Basidiomycota; Agaricomycetes; Polyporales; Laetiporaceae. The transcript has 2 exons.
GCCGACAAUGCGCAGAUCAAUGGCCGCCGCAGUAGCAAACGCAGCACAGCCUAGCCUCAUAUACCGCAAGACAGAGUUCAAGGUGCACGCCUGUCAACCUACCUUGGUCUGGCGACCCGGUCCUACGGUCUGGAUGCAUUUGCUACAUCCUUGGCCAAAUGUUGAUCGCCGUGGAUGGACGACAGCUCGUCGACCGUACUAGCGUAACUAGGCAACAGCUAGCGCAAACGGUGUGCAUGCUCGUAACGAUGCUCCGAGCGCGGUUCGUCAAGUUCAACUGCGUAUUGUCUAUGUCGACUGACGAACAUCCCGCGCAACAUUGCUUGACUCCUCUUUCUCACACUGGACUGCUCAAGCACUGGGGCACUGCUCUUGGCUUUCAGAUAACUGUCUACAUUGUGCUACAGACUGCUUGUUUAUUCUGCCAUGGCUGUGUAACACCUGUUGUUCAUAUCGCCUUGCAACCUGACCUUGCUCAUGGCCACCAUUUUUCGUCAGGGUGGUCAAGGCUGCCCUCUCGGGCGAGCUGGGGUCGUCUUGUGUCAUGUAUCGUCUCGGUACUGAUCAGUUCUAGUCGGUGCAGCUGUCAUGACACAGCAGUUGUGAUUGUUGAAACGGGUGUUCAGCGUGAUGAGCGGGAAUGCAACGAUCACCGGGCGACAUGCGUUCAGCGUCCAACGACAGUGGCGCUGCGUGGUGUACUGCAUUGAACCGAAGUCCUUGCAACGAUCGUCUAGAAGGCCCAGGUUCGUGACCAAUGCGUUCUGUCCGCAGCCAUCGUUGGCGACUGCGCCCCCUCCAGCAUUCACAACUGCUCUGCGCAUGGGCCCGUACUUAUGAAGGGUUCCG